AUGGAUAUCCUGCAAAGACUCGGCAUUCCACUGGCCAUUGCUGCCGCCGCAUUGAGUACCAUUCUAGCCGUGAUCGCAACCAUGGGUUGGUUCAGCAGAAAGAACCACAUGCCCGUCGAGGGCCGGACGGUUCUCAUCACCGGCGCUUCAGAGGGCAUGGGCCGUAGUGCCGCCAUUCAGCUAGCAGCCAAAGGCGCCAACCUCAUCCUCGUGUCUCGCAAUGUGGGCCGCCUCGAAGAAGCGCUUGCCAGCGUCAAAGCGGCCGCCAAAUCCCCCUCCACCCAGCGGUUUACCUACAUCUCAGCCGACGUCGCCGAGCCCGACUACGCGGGGCGGGUCAUCGCCGAGGCCGUGGCAUGGAACGGCGGGCAGCCGCCCGACAUAGUAUGGUGCGUGGCGGGCAUGUCGACGCCGAUGCUGUGGGCCGAUGAAGGGUCCAUGGCCGCCGCGCGGCGCAACAUGGACGUCAACUAUUUCGGGUCGGCCGAGAUGUCCCGGGCGAUCCUGCGCGAGUGGCUCAACCCCGAAAACAACAACAGCAACAACACCACCAAAAAAAACGCAGAGCCAAAACACAUCAUUUUCACGGCCUCGGUGCUCGCCCUGUUCGCCAUUGUCGGCUACGGGCCCUACACGCCCUCGAAAUGGGCGCUGCGCGGCCUGGCCGACACCCUGGCCAUGGAGCUGAACCUGUACCCGGACACGCCCGUCAAGGUGCACGUCGUCUACCCGGCCACCAUCACCAGCCCCGGGCUGGAGAGGGAGAACCAGACCAAGCCCGAGAUCACCCUCCAGCUGGAGAAGGACGAGCCGCCUGAGACGCCCGACACGGUGGCGAGGCGGGCGAUCGAAGGGCUGGAGAGGGGCGAGCAUUUUGUGACCGUCUCGUUUCUGGGGAAUCUGAUGAGGUGCGGCGUCCUUGGCGGGUCGCUGCGGAAUAAUUGGGUGUUGGACACGCUGCUGGGGUGGAUUGUGCCAAUCAUUUACUUUUUUGUCAUCAGGAUCAUGAAUGCGCAGGUGUUGGGGUGGGCAAGGAAACAUGGGCACCUGGCGAAAAACCAAUCCAACACUGGGCAUUUUAUUUUCCUCUUGGCGGGCUCGAGCAUGAAAUCGUCGGCCGUCCGGUCACAGCGAGGUCGUCCGAGCAAGGUGACAAAGCCGGCCGCCCCGACACGCGGUCGUCCCGCGCGCCAGGCUGCAGCACAACUGGCCGCCCACGACGCCCACGAAGCCCACGCGCUUGCCGAGGGGCUUAAGAACGAACCCGCCACGGCUGCUUCCGUGUUCGACGACGUCGGCAUGGGCGCCGAGGAGUAUGCCGCUGCCGCCGCCGCCGCUGCUGCCAUGGAUACCGACCUGACCGAGGACGCUCAUGGCGAGGCUGAGCCCGAGACCGGCAUGGACGGACAAGACCCCACGGGCGCCACAUCGGGACUACCCCCCCACGUUGACCUCACGGCCGCCAAUAUCCUCGCCAACGGCGGCGCCAGCAACCCCGGCAACGCCCUGUCUCAGCCCGUCCCGGACCAGCUGCAGGACAUGCAGCAGAGCCUAGCUCACGCGCACCAGCACCAACACCAACACCAACACCAACAGCAGCAUCAGCAUCAGCACCACCACCAGCACCAGCAUCAACAUCAGCCGCCGGCCCAGAUGGGUCCGCCGCAGCAGCUGCAACAAGGCCAUCAGCCGAUAGACUCGUCAAUGAUGAAGACGACUGAGGAAUUGGCGAUCGAGUCAGGCUACGGAGAGCUCAACAUUGAGAGUGCGCUUGCUAAGAGACUGGCACGCGAGCCAGGCCAACGUCUCGCGCAGCAGCGCCGGCCGGAGCAGGUCCUUAACCUGGCACGACGGAGCAACGUCGAGGCGCUGUUUGCCCACAUCGCAGGCGAACCUGCGCGUGUUCCGUGCAAGAACUGCCACAAGGGCCACGGGCCCUGGACCAGCUGUAUCGUGGUGGACGGCCAGAUGUGCGGCAGUUGCGCCAAUUGCUGGUUCAACGCCAGCGGUGCGAGAUGCAGCUUCCAUGAGACCCGCAAUCCCCAAGCCGUCCCGCAGCAUCCAUCCAUCAUGCCUGCCAGCACCGCCGGCCUCGCGGCCGACCCUUCGUACCGCUUCCAGGCGGCCCACCCGCUCCUACAACCGCAUGGCGCGGCGGCCAUGGGAACCGUCGGCCACGGUGGAACCAUGCUGACUAACAACCCACUGUUCCAACAGAUGCUCACCAGGGCCAUGGGCGAGGUACGGGCAGCGGACAAGGUGACUCGACAACUCAUCAUGAUCGACAUCACCGCGAAGCAGCUGGCACUGCAAAUUGCCGAGUACGAAGAGAUGGUUGGCGGCAACCAGGAACAACCGCCGAGCGGGCCUGUCCCGGGCCAGCAAGGUAUGGGGGACGAGGCAGGGCCUUAG
Molecule: messenger RNA, 2412 nt
Organism: Canariomyces notabilis
Lineage: Eukaryota; Fungi; Ascomycota; Sordariomycetes; Sordariales; Chaetomiaceae
Product: NAD(P)-binding protein
Exons: 5
Coding region: 1-2412 (803 amino acids)
Biological process (GO): sphingolipid biosynthetic process
Cellular component (GO): endoplasmic reticulum membrane
Molecular function (GO): 3-dehydrosphinganine reductase activity
Source: RefSeq, a predicted model, not a curated record